AGCGCUUCGCCGCGUGCGCUGGCAGAGGUGGCAGAUGGGAGCGCCAAGUCCGGUCCGGCGCGGGGAUGGAUCCAGUGACCUUUGUGGAUGUUGUUGUGACCUUCACACUGGAAGAAUGGGCUUUGUUGGAUUCUCCCCAAAAGAAGCUCCACAGACAUGUGAUGUGGGAAACACUCAGGAACCUGGCUGCUAUAGGGACAAAACAGAAUGAAGAAAGUAUUGAACAUGGCUGCAAAACUCUCGGCAGAAAUCUAAGCGGUAGUGUGGUAGAGAGGCUCUGUGAAUAUGAAGGAGGCAAUCAGUGUGUAAAGUUCUGCCAGCGGAUUCUGGAGCAUCCUGUUGGUCUUCCUUCUGGGGUACUACCGUGUGAAGAGUACCGGUGUGAGGACCUUGUCACUUACUUGUUUCCGCGUGGGCCCCUCAGCGCUCACACCACACACAGACCCUGUGUGAAUCUGAAGGCUGAUACCCAGGAGGCAUGCAGGAAAAGCUGCUCUUCCUCCCUGGACUUGGAGAGCCGUGAAAGCUCUCACUCGAGAGAGAAGCCCAGUGGAAAUAAAUCGUCUGACAAGGCCCAUCAGAGUCUCUCUUCUAUCCCACACCAUGAGAGCACUGUCAAAGGAAGCAGCCCUCAGCGUAAGCAGCAUGGAAAAGCCUUCACAAGAACAAGCACUCACACGGAAGAGACGCCAUCUGUGUCUGAAGAACGUGGGGAAGCCUUCGGGCUUGCCAAGUGUUUUCACAGACGCGGAGGAAAUCCCGGCGAUGGGCCUGCUCACAACGGGAAGCCGGGCAGAGAAAGUCAGGCUCAGACUCACACAAGAGCUCAGAGUGGAGAGAAACGCUACGGAUGUCAGCAGUGUGGAAAAUCCUUCAGUUACCGUUUUUACGUGAAAAUCCAUGAGAGAAUUCACUCUGGAGAGAAACCCUAUGGCUGCCAGCAGUGUGAGAAAGCCUUCACUAGUUCCAGUCAUCUCCACAGACAUGUGAGAACUCACACGGGAGAGAAGCCUUACAAGUGCAAGCAGUGUGGAAAAGUCUUCAGUCGCAUCUCUUACCUUAAACUACAUGAAAGAGCCCACUCCGGGGAGGAGCUUUGUGCAUGUGAGCAGUGCGGAAAAUCCUUUGCUUUCUCCAGCAACCUUCAGAGACACCAGAGAACUCACUCUUGGGAGAAGCCCUACGUGUGUAAGCACUGUGGGAAAGCCUUCCGUUGUGGUUCUUACGUUAAAAUCCACGAGAGGACCCACUUCCACGAGAAGCCUUAUUUCUGCAAGCAAUGUGGGAAGGCCUUCAAGUGUCCCAGUCAUCUGCAGAGGCAUAGACAGACGCACUUCAGAGAGAAAGCUUUUGUAUGUAGGCAGUGUGGGAUGGCUUUUAGUCAAGUUUUUCGCAUGAAAAUCCAUGAAAGAAUUCAUUCUAGAGAGACUCAGUAUGUAUGUAAGCAAUGUGGAAAAACCUUCCUUUCUUCCUAUGCCCUUAGGAGACAUGAAAAGACUCACACCAACGAGAAGCCCUAUCAGUGUGCACAGUGCGGGAAAGCCUUUACUUUUAGUUCUUAUAUCAAAGUACACGAACGAACUCACUCCCAGGAAAGACCUUACUUAUGUCAUCAGUGUGGGAAAGCCUUCCUGAGGUCUACUCACCUCCAGAGACAUGAACUGACCCACAGUACCGUCAAGCCAUUCAUAUGUAAGCAGUGUGGGAAAGGCUUUUGCGAGCGCUUUUUCAUGAAAGCCCAUGAAAGAAUUCAUGGUGGGGAGAAGCUGGGAUGUCAGCAGUGUGGAAAAGCUUUCCCUUUUGCAAGUGCUCUUGAGAGGCACGAAAGGACUCACACUGGAGAGAAGCCCUACGGGUGUGCGCAGUGCGGAAAAGCCUUCUCUCGACCCUACCUCCUCAAAGCACACGAAAGAACCCACACCGGGGACAAACCCUACGGUUGUGGGAAGUGUGGGAAAGCCUUUGUUCAUUCUUCUCUCCUUAGAAGACAUGAAAAGACUCACGCCUGAGGAAGAAAACCCUGCAUGUCUAACCCUUGUGUGAAAGCCUUCAUUCUCUCUGGUUGCCGCCAACCACAGGAAAGAACUUCUGCUGCCCACGUGAGCCAUGGUGAUGUCAUCACUCAGCCAGAGCCACCUGGAAACGUCAGAGAACACUGGACGGACACAGCGUAGGCAACCCUGUGCCAGUCGGUGUUCAGAGAACACACCAGGAAAUCACAUCUUGGUUAUCUGCUUUCAUUUUACUAAGACAAAAGGACUCAAGCUGGAAUGAACACACAAUGUGUGAACUUGGUGGGUGCCAGUGGCUGAGAUCUUUCUCAGUCGCUUUAAAUUUCCACUCACACUCUUCAAAGCUGAUAAUCGGCAUGUACUCAGCAUAGUACAUUUUGUUGUUGUUGGUGGUCAUGGGACUUGAACUCUGGGCCUGGGCACUAUCUCUGAGGUCUUCUGCUCAAAGCAGACGCUCUACCAUGUGAGCCACAGCGCCACUUCCAGUUUUCUAGUGGUUAGAGGUAAGAGUCUCCCCGACUAU
Messenger RNA from Dipodomys spectabilis (banner-tailed kangaroo rat), 2535 nucleotides. Its product is annotated as zinc finger protein 883-like. The coding region runs from base 66 to 2009 and encodes 647 amino acids. Lineage: Eukaryota; Metazoa; Chordata; Mammalia; Rodentia; Heteromyidae. Gene Ontology annotation, cellular component: nucleus. The transcript has 4 exons. The record is from RefSeq and is a predicted model, not a curated record. Gene Ontology annotation, molecular function: RNA polymerase II transcription regulatory region sequence-specific DNA binding; DNA-binding transcription factor activity, RNA polymerase II-specific. Gene Ontology annotation, biological process: regulation of transcription by RNA polymerase II.